Linum trigynum is the source of this 4708-nucleotide messenger RNA. Lineage: Eukaryota; Viridiplantae; Streptophyta; Magnoliopsida; Malpighiales; Linaceae. The record is from the annotation of a GenBank genome assembly.
AAAAUCCAUUGUCUUAAUUUGGGAUCAAAACCCAAAUCUCUCUACGUGUCGGCCUAGCUACCACCUCUAAACAUGAUCACAUGAUCAUGAUUAACGAUCCAAUAUACCACAAUGAAAAUACGGCGGCCUAAACCCUAAUUGGAGCCGUUUGCUAUAAUGGAAGAUGGAGUGCUUGAAAGUAUAAGCCUAUAACGUGAACCAGUCGUUUUAGUCCACCAAACCUAUGUGGAGCCUUUCUUCUUCUUUUUUUUUCUUUGCUUGAAGGACCUACAAAACUGUCGGUGGUGGGACAAAAACAAAAAGUGUUACAUCUUGCUUUGUUCAUUUAUGCCACCCAAAAAUUAAGGGGGAAAAAAACCAUAAUUAAUCGAAGUGAUAUGUGGACAAAUGCCUAUUUUGCCUUUGGCAGUAGUGCUGCUUAAUGCUUCCAAUGCUGGUACAGUUAAGGAUAAGUUUAGUUUAUGAUAUGGUGAGGUGGGAAAUGAAGAGAUGUGGGUCAUUGUUUACACUAUGUUUGAGGAUAAUCUCUUUCUUUUGUAUGCAUGAGAUUAAAGUCGAAAUGUAUAGGAUGUAUUGAUCUGCACUCUAACAUUUAGGUAGUUUUAUAUAUAAUCUUAGUUUGAAAAGGAUUAGGUUAGGGUUUCUUGAUUUGAGCUCUUUACAGGAUGUAGAGGUGUGACUCACUAGGUCCGAACUUAUAAAUUUAUGUUGUGUAACAACAUAGAAUCGAUCACAAUCAUAUAUAUAUCACAAGUGUCAUAUAUGAUUCAAAUACAUGUAUUACAUCUAACAAUAUAAACAAUCAUUGCAUAAAUUUCAUAGAACCCCCUAAAACAUAGAAACAAAUUGAUCAAAACCGAAUAGAACUCUCACGUAUGCUUCAUUUUUCAAUUUAAUUUUACACUUAGAUUCAUCUUCUAGUCAUAUACGAUCAUCGCGUGGUACUUAAUUUCACUCUGUUGAAUCAUAAUAUGUAGACCCCAAGGCCCAAACAAACAAAAAUACAAGCACAAAUAUAUGUGCGAGGGGCUAUUGUACUCUUGCUAACUAAUUAAAUAAAAAAUCUCUUUGGGAGGUGGGAUUUAGUCCUAGUUUUUGGAUUAGCGAGAACCAAACCCACAUGUUUAGCCAAAUCAAACAAACACACAUGUUUCAUCACAAUCAUCGUUUGGCUCCCCCCACAAAACUGUCGGUGGUGCACUCUAUAAUUAAACACACACAAAAAACCUCCACAAAUUUCAGCACUUUCCGUUGGAUUCCCUUUGCAUAAAGCCAAACAAGCCGCUAAAUGCCACAUCCAUUUAUCGUAUUAUUUGUUACUCCCAAACAAAUCUUCGGUUUUCUUCAGUGCAAAUGUCCCUGGGGACGUCAAGGAUCAUAUCAUCGCAAGCAUUGGCUUUGCUCCAUCGAACUGCCACUCAAAGUACCUUGGAGUCCCGACUGAGUGGGGAAAUUCGAAGAAAGAAACCUUUAAUUUUCUCAUUCAAAGGAUGGAAAAAAUGGGGGAGGCGUGGAAAAGCCUCCCGCUCUCUCAUGGUGGUAAGAAAGUCCUUCUGAAAGCGGUCAUACAAGCUAUUCCUUCUUACAUCAUGUGUCUGUUCCAUCUCCCGAAGGCUCUCACAAAGAGAAUGGACUCUCUUCUCAGUAACUUCUUUUGGUCAGGAUCUAUGCAGAAGAGUAGUCUACAUUGGUGCAAAAAGGAGAUUAUGUGUCUACCGAAGGCAGAGGGGGGUUUAGGCUUCAGGAGCUUCAACGAUUUUAACCUAGCCCUGCUUGCAAAGCAGGCUUGGCGCCUCCUUACGAUCCCUAACUCUUUAUGGAGCCGUCUCCUUAAAGGUCUGUACUUCCCAAGAGGUGAUUUUCUUAAUGCGAAAACGGGAAGCAAAGCAUCGUGGAUCUGGGCCAGUAUUUGGGAGGCAAAAAAGGUGAUUGGGAUGGGAGCAGUUAGGGUGAUUGGAUCAGGAGAAGACACGUGGGUUGAUCAAGACCCUUGGAUCCCCUUUCUGGAAAAUAAUACUCUUUGGAGCGGACCCCAGAAUCAUCAGAAGGUCAGCGAGUGGAUUGAUCCGGGAGAUAGGAAGUGGAUGUCGGAUGUUAUCCAGGGGAAUGUGUCAGGCUCAGAACUUGAUGCUAUCCUCAGGAUCCCCAUUGGGGAAGAAGGAGCCAAUGAUUUUUGGGCAUGGAACUACAACAAUGAUGGAAAGUUCACAGUGAAAUCGGCGUACCAUUCGAUUCAUAGAGCCACUACCAAUGCGCAACCUAGCGGGAACACCGAAAAAUGGAAGUGGAUUUGGAGCCUCCACCUCCCCCCGAAGCUGAAAUUCUUUGUUUGGAGGUGCUGCAGGAAUGGGCUUGCUACGAAAGAGAGACUGCUCCAGAGAAAAUGUGCUCCCAACUCUACGUGUCAGGUGUGCCAGAACCCCAUCGAAUCCAUCAAUCACUGUCUGUUCCAAUGCCCUCAUGCCAAGGCGGCAUGGAAUGCUCUAUUUUCGUCUCUCCCCCUCGCCCCUCAAGGAACCCUGUUCCUUGACUGGUUCUGCUCCCUUAAAGAUGUUAUUCAGCAUAGCUCCUUGAUCCAUUUGGUGUUCCUGUGCUGGAAUAUCUGGAAGGCAAGAAAUGAAUGCUCUUUCAAGAAUAGAAAACUGUGGCCCCCGCAGGUGUGCCAACUUACUUAUAGAGAGCUUUCUGAAUGGAAUUCAUGCCCGAGGCACCCUCCUCCCCUGCCUUCCCUGCCCACUCAGCUCAGGGGAUCCCAGUCUCAUACAAAUCCACCGCCAAGUAAUCAUUCUUUGGUGAUUCACUUUGAUGGGUCGUUCAUUAACGACUCCCAGCCGGCGGCAUAUGGUGUUGUGGUUGUUAACCACCAUGGACAAGUAUGUGAUGGGCGAGCUGAGGCUCUUCUUUGUUCCACCCCGAUUGAAGCUGAAACUAAAGCCCUUCUUGAAGGAGUAAAAUUAGCUCAAGAAUAUGGAUCCGAAUGUACGGUCCAGUCCGAUUGCCAGGUGCUGGUGAAGCCUUGGAUUACGAUCGCUCCCGUUGGCCAUGGAAAUGUGCAGCAUGGAUCGGGUCGAUUGUCGCAAUCCUUAGGACAAACCCUCUCAUCAAAAUCAAAGAAGUGCCCCGAGCACUAAAUGUCAGAGCUGAUUGGGUGGCACGAUCAAAAGCUCGAGCUACUCUCCCUGAUGAUUGGAUUAAUAUUCUUGACCUCAUUUCUGAUCUUCUUUAAGAUUUGUAACCGAGUUUCUCGUCUUUCAGUUAUUUGGUGGAAUAAAAGUUGGUAACCUUUGUCAAAAAAAAAAAGUUUUGAUAGGCGCCUGGUGUAUCUGGCAGUAGUGAACGUUAAACCAAGCGCCUAGGAUGACUCUUUUGCAUUAAAUGAGGUGAUGACGUGGAGGUCCGUACGGAGAGGUUCAGGUAAGCGAUGAAUAGUUAUAAAUAGGGAGGUUGAUAAUCAUUUACUCAAUUUGGCUUCUCUCACUAAACUUUAGAGAAAAGUACUUCUCUACUUCUCUCUCUAAGGAAAAGACUGACUUGAGCGUUGGAGGAUUAACGGGCAACGAGGCCCACCUCUGUGUUUGUAGGCGGGAUCCCUGCAGGUGAAGGAAGUGGUACGAAAGGGAAGGUUGUAGAUCGAGGAGGCUUCAACAAGAGCACUACUUGUAUUGUCCAUCUACUCAUCGUGUAAGAAACAAAUUGUCGGUGUAAAAGAUGAAGGACAACGAAAGAAAUCAUCUUUCUUAUAAAAAAAAAUCAAUACAAAUAGUAUAAAACUACAAAAUAAACUAUUGGUGUAAAAGAUUAAGGAUAAAGAAAGAAAUCAUCCUCCUUAUUGAAAAAUCAACACAAUCACGUAAAACUACAUCAAACUUGGUUCAUUCUCUGCACGUACGUAUCCAAAUUCUCCCUAAAACGAGUGAGUGUUUCUCAGCCAAAUGACUAUCUUCUUUACAUAAGAAAUGGGUACUAUUCCAAAUUGAAGUAAAUUGACCUAAAAUUCACGUGAACUUAUUCUCAUACUCAUACCCUAAUCGCCAUCAAUGCUAAUAGAUACCGGCAUUGUCCGAUUCGAGCGAGAUCAAAAAAGAAAACAGAAAGCAUCACAUGAACUUCUUCUCGCGUACUCAUUUUUUCGUUGUAUAUUAUCAGGGUAUCCAUCAACGAACGACAACAAUGACUAGCCCCUCAUCAUAGAGUGCACAAAGCAGUAUACGAUGAUCAUGCAAUAAGCUCGAUUUCAAUGAAACAAUAUCAAACUCUUUAUUGUCAUCGUAUAUGAUUGAAGAACACGACAACCACGGUAAUUAUCCGUAUAUAUGUUUGACUACCCCAUUGCCAAAACCACCAAAUAUGGGCCCAUGCAAGAAGGAGAAAAAAAAAAAGAAAAAAAUGCCCAAGGCCCCAUAUCACCGGGCCCACCCACCACCACCAAGAAAGAAAGAAAGAAAGAAAAGAAUACCAAAUAUCUGAUGGAUGGGCAUGAAGGAUGAUUGUCGGCAAAGUAUAAAGCUUUUUAAGAAGACGAUAAACAUCAACAGUCGUUGUUCAAAGAUAACACCAUCAAUAGUCACCAAUCGUCGUCCCCUUUGCUUCCCUCUGCAGACUUCCACUCCACAUCACCAUACAGCUCACUCUGCCACUGUUCAUUUAUUCCCCCCGGCCGGAAAAUGCUUUUUACAGCUAGCUAGCUAAAUAAGCGAUGGCGUGAUUG